AUGUCGGAAAUAGAGAUGGAUAAUGGGCAGGGGCAGCAGUCCAACAGGUGGCAUGGCUACAUAGAUUGGAGAAAUAGAUCGGCCAUAAAAGGCCGUCAUGAAGGCAUGAUUGCUGCCUCUUUCAUCUUAGUUGUGGAGGUCUUGGAGAACCCAGCAUACGUGGCCAAUGCAAGCAACUUGCUUCUUUAUUUGUCAAGAUUCAUGCACUUCUCUCCAUCAAGCUCAGCCAACAUUGUCACAAACUUCAUGGGCAAGGCCUUCCUCCUUGCUCUCCUUGGAGGCUUCUUAUCUGAUGCCUACUUCACCACGUAUCGCAUCUAUAUAAUAAGCGCAAUGACAGAAUUUCUGGGUUCGGUAAUACUCACAGUGCAAGCUCAAAUACCUUCACUGAAACCACCAAUAUGCCCUUUAGUUGACAGAAAAAUAACUUGCAACCAAGUUGACAGGGGGAAAGCUAUAAUGUUAUUUGCCGGCCUCUAUUUGGUGGCACUAGGUGUUGGAGGAAUUAAAGGUUCACUUCCCCCACAUGAAGCUGAGCAAUUUGAUGAGAAGACACUUCAUGGAAGGAAGCAGAAAUCGACAUUCUUCAAUUAUUAUGUGUUCAGCCUCUCCUGUGGAGCACUGACUGCAGUAACAUUUGUGGUGCGGGUAGAAGAUAACAAGGGCCGGCAGUGGGGUUUCGGGAUCUCAGCUGCAACGAUAUUGAUCUCUAUACCAAUUUUUCUCCUCGGCUCAACUACUUACAGGAUCAAAAUCCCAACAGGAAGCCCUAUUACAACUAUAUUUAAGGUUUUAGCAGCUUCAAUUUACCACUCUUGGAUCUCAAGGAAUUCUAGCAAGUUUAUUUCAAACUUUAGCACAAGCUCAUCGUAUACAACUAUGGCUAGUGAGGAUGGAGAAUAUUCUGAAGGAAAUGCAGAAAUUGAAACUUUAACAGAAGAUCUCAAGUUCCUUAACAGAGCACUAAUGACCACGGCCGGCCAGCCAUGGCUUAAGAGCACCAUAAAACAAGUAGAAGUGAAAUGUUUCAUUAAGAUACUCCCAAUUUUCAUGUCAACUAUUAUGCUCAACUGUUGCCUUGCUCAGCUUUCCACCUUUUCCACCCAACAAGUGGCCACUAUGAACACGAAAGUUGGAUCCUUUAAAAUUCCACCAGCCUCUCUCCCAAGAAUCGGAAUGGGCCUGGUUCUUUCAAUUGUGGCCAUGGUUGUUGCAGCUUUCGUAGAGAUGAAGCGAAAAAGAGUGGCAAUACAAUCUGGCCUAGUGGAUUCAACUGAACCUCUUCCAAUCACAUUCUUUUGGGUGGCUAUGCAGUACGUGCUCCUUGGUUCAGCCGAUCUGUUCAGCUUGGCAGGUAUGGUGGAUUUCUUCUUUACAGAAGCACCUAGUAGUAAGAAAUCAUUGGCAACAGCUCUCUCUUGGGCUUCAUUAGACAUGGGAUAUUACCUGAGUUCAGUGCUGGUAGCUUUAGUCAAUUGUAUAACUGGCUCAUUUCGGCACACACCAUGGCUCUAUGCCAGCAACAUCAACCAUGAUCACUUGGAGAGAUUUUACUGGUUUAUGUGCAUAUUAAGUGGAUUGAACUUGUUGCAUUAUCUCUUUUGGGCACAACGCUACAGGUAUGGAUCAUCAGGAAAUGAUAAUCAAAUUGUAAAUAACUGA
Fraxinus pennsylvanica is the source of this 1662-nucleotide messenger RNA. NCBI's taxonomy places the organism in Eukaryota, Viridiplantae, Streptophyta, Magnoliopsida, Lamiales, Oleaceae. The record is from the annotation of a GenBank genome assembly.